AUGCUGGCAUGUCCUGUCGGCACAUGUCGCACUCUGAGACUAUUUGCAGAGCCGAGCAGAGCUUUUGUUGCGGGUUUCAAGCAGUUGCCCUGCUUGAUUGGCAGCCGGAACUGUGUGAUCCGACGGCAGGUGCACCAUGUGGUGUUUCCAGAAGAGGAAUUUCAACACCUUCUGCAGGAUGUCGGGAGGUCGACUGAUCUGUACGCUGGACAUCCGCUCUCUGGGAUGAGCCCACACAAGCGAGGCAUGUUUCUGAAAGGCCUGUGCAAGAGUGUGCUGACCAGCGCCCACCCCCAUCUGCGCUUGGAGGAACCCAUCCUUGGCAGGCACCUCCAUAAAUGGCCAAAGAAGGUCAGAACAACAAGCACUCUGGGAUUGGUCGUUGGGCGGCAGGAAGGUGCAAUGCAAAGCCGCCAGAUUGUCAUGGUUAGCAACAGAAAAAACUUGGAGUGUGACUUUCGGCGGGGUGAAGUUUGCAGAGGCUGGUGCCCGAACGAGUGCACCCUUUGA
This is a messenger RNA of Symbiodinium sp. CCMP2592, 510 nucleotides long. NCBI's taxonomy places the organism in Eukaryota, Dinophyceae, Suessiales, Symbiodiniaceae. The record is from the annotation of a GenBank genome assembly.